UCACUUUUAUUCAUUUAUUUGUAGUUCUUAGUAACGAUGUGUGCUGCUACUCCGCAGUGGAGGGUUAUCCUCUCGCUAGUCCUCUUCUUUCUGGACGGGAUCUGUGGCUUCAAGUUUACCCUCUUACACACGAAUGAUAUGCACUCCUGGUUCGACCCCAUUUCCGAUAAAGAUGAAAGGUGCAAAGCUGGCGACGAUGAGAGGGGUCUUUGCUUCGGCGGAUUUGGACGAGUGGCUGCUGUAGUUGCUGCAGCUAGAAAUAAUGGAACUGAUCCAGUUGUCUACUUAAACGGCGGCGAUUCCUUUCAAGGAACUUCGUGGUUUUCUGUUUAUCGAGGGAAAAUGGUGGCCCAAAUGCUCAAUUUUCUUGCUCCCGAUGCCAUGACCCUCGGAGUUCACGAACUUGACGAUGGAACAGAUGCCUUGGCCGAAUUCUUGAACAACAUUACUUUUCCAGUGGUCAGCAGCAACAUAAACCUGAUAAAAGAACCAAAACUGGCUGAGAACAAUAAAUUAGUGACGUCCGCGGUCAUCACAAAGGGUAAUCGUAGGAUUGGCAUAGUGGGCUAUAUAAGGCCGGAUACCAAGGAGCGAACUCAACCGAGUAAUGUGAUCUUCAAACAGGAGGUGCCCGCCAUCAACAAGGAAACAAAGGAACUUAGGGAUCGAGGCAUCGAUAUCAUCAUUGCAUUGGGACAUUCCGGCUACGAGAAGGAUAAGGAGAUAGCCAGGCGAUGUCCGGACGUGGACAUCGUCGUGGGUGGUCAGUCGCACACGUUUCUCUACUCCGGAAAGGCUCCGAGUAAGGAAGUUCCGGUGGGUCCCUAUCCCACCAUAGUGAUGAAGCCCGAUGGCAGGAAGGUGCCCGUUGUUCAGGCCUAUGCUUAUACGAAGUAUUUGGGAAACCUUACCCUAGAAUUCGACAAUGGUGGCAAUCUGCUUAGUUUCAAGGGUAGCCCCAUUUUAUUGGACCAACGCUUCCAGCCCAGCAAAGGGGUUCAGGAUUUUCUUCAACUGCACCGCCAGGUGAUCGAUGACAUGGAGCGCCAUGUGGUGGGCACCACCUCCGUGUAUCUAAAUGGCGAUCGAAAGAGCUGCGGUUACGGCGAGUGCAAUUUCGGCAACUUCAUAGCAGAUAGCUUUGUGUAUGCCCGAGUGGUGCAAACGAUGGCGGACAGAAGAUCUUGGACAGAUGCAUCCAUAGGACUCAUCAAUGCGGGCGCCAUUAGAGCCUCGAUUAAGCCAGGGGAAACGGGCGCCAUUACGGAGGCUGAUGUGGUCACCGUGCUGCCCUUCAGUCAAGAGCUGUACUACACGAGGAUCAGUGGCAGUCAACUGAUGAAGGCGCUGGAGCACUCUGCCCAUAUGCGGAGUAAACACAUCACCAGUGCCCACUUGCAGGUUUCCGGUCUUCGUCUCAAGUUUAACCACAGCUUGGCCAAGGGCGAAAGGAUCACGGAGAUCCGGGCCCUGUGCUCCGAGUGCCAGAUUCCCCACUACGAGGCCGUUGAUACGGAUAGGUAUUACGGAGUGGUAGUCACCUCAUUUCUAUUGAACAGCGGCGAGGGCUACAGUUUCAUCGAUCCAAAGCGACCAGAAGUGGAGAAUAUGACCAUCCUUGAUCGCAAUGCUGUUAUCCAGUAUCUGCAGGAGCACAAGGUUGUCUACCCGGAACGCGAGGAGCGCCAAUCUGUGCAGCAGAGGUACAUGGCCAACUCGGGCUAUCACAUGUAUCUUGAACCCCUCCUAAUACUCUGCUUUGUGUACUUGUGUCAUCGAUCUCUCGUUUAAGUGUCUAGUGUUUCCACGGACGGAUUGCGUCUCCAAGGGGCAUCAUUAUCAUUAGUACUCGCUCUCUGUUUUUGUCUAUUGCGCAAUCGCUUAGAACACAGAUUAGUGACUUAGUCUAUAGGUAUGGUUUGCAUAUAUAAGCAAAGGUGUAUGAAGUUUGAUUAUAUAUAUAUGAAUAAUCUAGAUUAUACGGUGUGAAUUUUCUGCGUCUAAUAUAUUUUGAAUUGUUUGUAUUCCCAUUAGCAAUACAAUCUUGAUAACGACCAUAAGAUGCUUCCCUGUCCGUAUGUCCGUCCGUAUGUCCGUCCGUAUAAGUAGCUCGUAUUAUUUAUUUUGUAUUAAACCAUAAAGAAUUAAUUCAAAUUAU
Drosophila teissieri is the source of this 2158-nucleotide messenger RNA. RefSeq names its product protein 5NUC. The coding region runs from base 37 to 1791 and encodes 584 amino acids. The transcript has 6 exons. NCBI's taxonomy places the organism in Eukaryota, Metazoa, Arthropoda, Insecta, Diptera, Drosophilidae. The record is from RefSeq and is a predicted model, not a curated record. Gene Ontology annotation, molecular function: hydrolase activity. Gene Ontology annotation, cellular component: plasma membrane. Gene Ontology annotation, biological process: AMP catabolic process.